Molecule: messenger RNA, 1756 nt
Organism: Malaya genurostris
Lineage: Eukaryota; Metazoa; Arthropoda; Insecta; Diptera; Culicidae
Exons: 1
Coding region: 68-1705 (545 amino acids)
Cellular component (GO): extracellular region
Molecular function (GO): chitin binding
Source: RefSeq, a predicted model, not a curated record
AUCGUCAACGAGGUCACAAAUCUAAUUUCAAGACAGUGUCCGUGUUACUGGAAAUUGCGGUUUUGAAAUGGUUUAUUUCUUGGCAAUACUUGUUUCGAUUGGUUUCGUCGCGACUAACGGGGAUAUUCUUCUACCCAUAUAUGGAUGUUUAAUUGAGGGAUUCAUCGCCGGCUCGGAAAACGUAACAGAAUUUGUUUAUUGCGCUCAACUUCCCAACGGUGGUUUUUAUGAAAUAGAAUACAAGUGUCCAAUUGGUGAAAGGUUCUUAACCGACCAACAAAAAUGUGUUUCGGGGAAUGACCUCGAAUUCCACGAAGUGCUAGAAAUAUUCCCUUGUCCAACGCAAGGACGUUUUCCAAACACGCAAUCACUGGACUGCAGAACAUACUACUCGUGUUCGGCGAGUAACAACGCAACUUUGAUUACAUGUCCAGGCUCGACAGUGUUCUCUUGGAUUACUAAAAAGUGUGUGCUGGACCUUAAUUUUACGUGCCCUACCUCCGUGAUGAAUACCACACUAGAAAGCAGCACACUUCCAGCCAUCAUAGGAACAACUAGCCAGAAUCGGUUUACAUGCAAUCGUACAGGACGUUACGCCGAUCCCGACUCUGUAAACUGUCGCAGUUAUUUCCUCUGUACAGCGACAAUCGAUGGAAAUUUUGAACCGAUACUUUAUGAAUGUCCUUCUACUACAGUAUUCUCCCCUGAAGUAAGUAGGUGUGUAUCAAGUCAACAGUAUCACUGUGUAGGACUGGAUCAUUCUGUAACAUCUUCUGCUACCGAAGUUAGUACAGUCGGGUUUGACAGUAUUUGUCCUGGAAUAGGCCGAUUUCCUAGCAAAGAAUCGUCGGAUUGUAGAACAUAUUUGAUUUGUACGAUGGGAAGUUCCGGAAAGCUCACCGGUAGAUUGAACAAAUGUCCUGCCUCAACUAUAUUUUCUUGGACUGAAAAUAAAUGUGUGGUUGAGGGUCGGUUUUCUUGUCCAGUCAGCAAUUAUUCAACGACAACGGAAAGAUCAACUCACAUAGGAGAUUUUGAGUGUACAGAAAACGGACGAUUUCCGAAUAAAAACUCAACCGAUUGUUCGUCGUACUUUUUAUGCGCCACCAGCUCAGAUGGCAGCUUUCAUCCAGUAUUAGUUCGUUGCCCUGAGAACACUUUGUUUUCAUGGGAGUCGAGAAAUUGCGUUAUGAACACAAGCUACAUCUGCCCAAAUCAUUCCCACACGACGAAAACUCCAGAAACAACAGCAGCAAAACAUCCCAACACAUCAACAUCGACUACCAUGACAUCGCCUACAACAUCUUCGUGUUCCACUACCGGACGGUAUCCAAAUUCGGAUGGAACUGGUUGCCGCUCGUACAAAUAUUGUCUUCAGGGUGCAAACGGAGAACUGUUGGAAAUUGUUUGGACAUGCCCCGCUGAAACAUUGUUCAAUCCGGCAGAAUCCCGUUGCGUCACCAAUUACACGUGCUCACAAUCAGAAACUACAACACCACUGGUUCCUGUUAGCCAAAAUGCUUCCUUUGUUUGUACAGGAAAAGGUCGUUUUCCGGAUCAGACUUCGACGAACUGUGAGACCUUUGUGAUUUGCGUGGAAUCGGCAGACGGCGGUUUUGCAGGGUAUACUCUAAAAUGUCCGAAUGGUACACUGUUCAAUACGGAACAAGGAAGAUGUACGUCUAACUUCAAGUGUCAAGGCUAGAAGCUAGUGAGAUAUAGCAAAAAGUAUCUUUUUCAAUAAAUGCAAAUUUUC